This is a messenger RNA of Plasmodium fragile, 1389 nucleotides long. RefSeq lists its product as uncharacterized. The coding region runs from base 1 to 1389 and encodes 462 amino acids. The transcript is spliced from 5 exons. Gene Ontology annotation, biological process: maintenance of protein localization in endoplasmic reticulum. The record is from RefSeq and is a predicted model, not a curated record. Gene Ontology annotation, cellular component: endoplasmic reticulum membrane. Lineage: Eukaryota; Apicomplexa; Aconoidasida; Haemosporida; Plasmodiidae.
AUGAAAUUAUACGUUGUGUUGAAUAUGCUUGAAAUUUUGGAGCGAUUGCUCAGAUCGUUAGGGAUGGACCUCAUAGAUAAUAUGAUUCGAACUUUCAUCAGAAUUAUUAACUUACGAUCCUAUGUGUACAUUGUUAGGAACCAUUAUACGAGUAAAGAGAACGAACGAGAGGCAGGGGGAAUGCCCGGAAUGACGGAACACAACCCAGGUCGGGCUCCGCAAGGUAGCAAAAAGACAACCUUCCUAGCAUCUUCGCCCACAACUGCCACCACAAGCACAACUGCAGCCACCUAUGGGGGAUCCCCGACCCAAGCGGAACACUUCCCAGACAACAAAUCGCCAACCCCGAAACAUCUAAUCCCAUGUGAGGCACCCCAGAAGGAUGACCAACUGACGAACAAACCAACAGGCAUUUGCCAAAUUAGCAACAGUACACAAAACGCGGAAAAGUGUAGAAAUAAAAUUACUACCACCACCAGGCAUAACCAAAACCAGAAGCAGAAUCAGCUCAAUCCAAACGAACGAGAAAAAAACAAAAUUGAUGGUCUCAAAAAUAAUAACAAGGAUGACCAAAUGAACAAGCAAUUUAAAAUACCCAUCUUCUACCCCUUCUAUAGUAUACUCAUUAAAUUUAUUGUGCAGUACAUUCUUGUUCUCACUUAUAUCUUAACACACGCCUUUGCACACCUCGUACGAUUCCUCUCGCUGAACAUUGCGAUCAAUUCCUCGGAGUCGACCAUGUUUCUCAUCCUAGUGAUGAGUAACUUCACAGAAAUCAAGUCAACAGUCUUCAAAAAAUUCUCCAAAAUUUCCCUAUUCACAAUUGUUGCUUCAGAUGCAGUCGAGCGCUUCUACCUCUUCAUCGAUGCCUUCCUCGUGUUGCUAAAAAUGUCCACUGCGUACAGAACGCAGAAUUCGUUUUUUAGCAUUUCCAGCUGGCUCAUAAUUAUUCUGCUCCUCGAGGUCGGCGUCGACUGGUGCAAGCACUCCUACUUGCUCAAGUAUAACAAAUUGGACUCGGACUCCCUCAACAAAUACUUCCACACCCUCCUGGCCGACGUCCUAAUUUCCAGAAUCCCCAACAACAACAUCUACUACAUGAACACCUCCUCCUUCGAAGUGCCCUGCAAAAACAUGUUCUGCUUUUCGCACAUCCCCACGCGAAGGCUUGGUUACAUAUCCAUGCCGGUUGUGACUCUCAUCGUGUGUUCCCUCCCAAGAUUAAACUAUUUGUACAACAUCUCUCACUUAUCCUUUGCUUUGUCCAUCUGGGUUUGCCUUUUCCUUUUCAAGAUCAUCCUGUCAGUUAUGAUUGUGUCCUACACGAUAUCCCAAAAGAAGCAUCUUAAAAACCUUGGGAAGCCAUAUGACGAUAUUAGUGCCAUGUGA